Messenger RNA from Sclerotinia trifoliorum, 1194 nucleotides. NCBI's taxonomy places the organism in Eukaryota, Fungi, Ascomycota, Leotiomycetes, Helotiales, Sclerotiniaceae. The record is from the annotation of a GenBank genome assembly.
AUUUGUUCACCAUGGCCGAAUUACCUAGCUCUUUAGAUCGCCAGCUACGAACCCACAUUACCGAUCUUUGAGGCUCACUUGUGGAGAUCCUGCCUGGAGACCGAGUACAAGUGGUAUAUAGCACCGCAAAAUCCUAAGUUGAACAUAUACAACACCAUAUGGUAGCUUAUGAUUGUCCAAAUUAUUGAUAAAUUUGAGGAAUAGUUAUUUGAUCAAAAGCAGUCAUUCUGGAAGAGCGAAACUGGCAAAAAUAUGCCUGCACUAUCUACUUUUCAAAUGCUUUGACCGAACCACACAUAAAAAUAAAAUCCAUCACUACGUCAGCCAUGGAUAUUAUUUAUUCCAAGAAUAUGCAAUUGUGCAUUGAGUUGACCACCUAGAAUCCCUGAUCAAGCAUCUAUUAUCCUCGGGUCUUGAGAACUCGGAACAAUGCUACCUUGGAUCUGCCAUCGAAGAGUUCUAUGAGGUGUUCGGGGUACAAAGCACAAAAAGGUCGGAUGUUCUUUCCUCUCUGGAUGACCGAUGUACCUCCCUUGUUAGAUCUGACCAGGUGGACACAUUUCUUCUUCUGCUGAGCCAUACUAGAAAAGUCCGGGCUGCACAGGAUGAACUUACGAGCUAAAGGACUUGAAAAUAAUCCUUCACAAAGUACGAUCCUAUCUAGCCGAGCUUUCCAAAUCAAAUACUUUGACGGUGACGGAGAAGCAAGAACUCACUACCUACUAUGGACCAAAAUGGAUCAAAUGCCCUCGCCAUGCAUGUUUCUAUUUCCAUGAGGGAUUUUCCGAUGAACCUUCUCGUGACAAGCAUCUUCUCCGACAUGAAAAGCCCUUCUUGUGUACAGAUUUAAACUGUCUAAGGGAAAAUUGAGGAUACAGUACCGAAAAGGAGCUCAAAAAGAAUAUGGUGCUAGAACAUCCCGAUCCAGCAGCUUUUGAAGGAAAGUUUCCAAAAAUUAAGAAAGAACCAAUGGAAUAUCAAUGUGAUCAGUGCUCAAGCUCAUUCACAAGAUCAUCCAGCUUAAGGAUACACCAGAGAACGCACAGCAAUGAAAGGCCAUUUAAGUGCAUAUCUCUUGGUUGUUUAAUGGCUUUUGUGAGGAGGUGGGAUCGUGAUGAACAUGGAAGGUCUACUCAUCCAAGAAUGGAGAAGGCUUCGAGAUAACAACCUACGCAGUCUGGUCUUACUGCUACC